Aethina tumida (small hive beetle) is the source of this 938-nucleotide messenger RNA. It is a transcript of the gene Psf3, whose product is annotated as DNA replication complex GINS protein PSF3. The transcript is spliced from 3 exons. The record is from RefSeq and is a predicted model, not a curated record. Gene Ontology annotation, cellular component: GINS complex. Lineage: Eukaryota; Metazoa; Arthropoda; Insecta; Coleoptera; Nitidulidae. The coding region runs from base 83 to 691 and encodes 202 amino acids. Gene Ontology annotation, biological process: mitotic DNA replication initiation.
UGACUUGCGCUAAGGUAGUUCUAAUAACUAUCAACAAAAAGUGAGGUUAUGUUUAUGUGUACAGAUUCGAAUAGUUAAAAUAAUGCCGUUACCUGUUGCUUAUAGUCCUAAUUACUUUUCUAUAGACGAUAUAUUAGCAACACAAGAGAGAACACCAUGCAAAUUUUUGGUGGACGUACCCAAAAUGGGAGCUUUGAAUCCGUCUGCUGAAGAGAAAAAUCUAAAGGCGGGGACAAAUCUGGAACUUCCUAUGUGGCUAGUAAUGGAAAUAUCCCUUGGUCGACAGCCAGUUGUUCAUCCCGAGUUACCAAAAAUCUACAAGGAAGCUUACAGAGAGAUCCUAAAGGCUGACGCCACGGCAGUCGAUUUACAGAAAUUUAGUUUAUACUUUUACGAACUGGGAUCACACGCUAAGGCGUUUGAUUCAAGGGGAGAUGUUCAAGAUAUUUUGGUACAUACAUUUAAAACGAGAUUUCGACAAUUAAUGGAUUUAGCAGACAACUCUGUGUCUGAUCCUUCUGUUCAACAUAAAUUGGAUUUGUUAGAACGGAAGCUAUUUAAGGAUGGUCACACAGCAAGAGCCAAACUGAAUGAAUGGCUUUUUGAAUCCAUAUCUUCUCUAGAAGCUCCCUGUAUGGUUACCAAUCAUAAAAAGAGAAAACGUGUUGACGUCGAAGAUUUAUUGAAGUAAAUUAAUUCAAUUAGUUUAAGUAAGUUAGUUAAUAGCAUACUUCCUGUAAUAAUAAAAAAACGUCCAUAAAUUAAAAACAUAGGAUUUAAACUAUUGGGUACUGUUAAUUUAUUAAACUAUAAUUUAUUAAAAAAUUGUAAGAUAAUUAAAUUCUGUUAAAUGACAAUAAAUGGGGAUUAGAAAUAAAAUACGAAUUAACAGUUUUAAAUAAUUAUAUGUACUAAAGAAAUAAAGAUAAUAUUGCCAC